Cooperia oncophora is the source of this 3264-nucleotide messenger RNA. Lineage: Eukaryota; Metazoa; Nematoda; Chromadorea; Rhabditida; Trichostrongylidae. The record is from the annotation of a GenBank genome assembly.
AUGGCUUUAAACUACAUCGUCUCUGCAAAGAAGGCAUCCGUAGUUACGGAUGCUGUUGUGGGUAAUUUCACAGGCGAUGAGGAUAUGAAUCUCAUCCUUGCAAAAGUGAAUCGAUUGGAAAUUGUAAAGGUCGCAUCUGAUGGAUUGAAGGUGGUCCAGGAGGUUCCUGUUUUCGGCAGAAUUGAAACGAUACGAUUGUUUCGGCCUAAGAAUGAGACUCGUGACAGCCUACUCAUACUUACGGCAAAGAAUCACUUAGCCAUUGUGGCAUGGGAUGUUGAACGAAACGAACUGAAAACACGAGCAGCUGGCAGCGUAUGCGAUCGGGUUGGAAGACCAAGCGACUACGGUCCGAUUGCUUGUGUGAAUAGAUCUGGGCUUAUUGCGUUGCGUAUCUAUGAUGGGACACUGAAAAUUAUUCAGUGGGAAGAUAACAAGGACCUGAAGUCAUUCAAUGUUCGAUUUGAAGAUCUCGCUAUUGUGGACCUGAGCUUUACGGAAACAUCGAGUGACUCCAUAAGGCUAGCCUACAUCUCUCAGGAUUCAAAUGGUAGGCACUUGAAGACCGUCGAACUUUCCAUGGUGGAAAAGGAACUGAAAACGAUCUCAAAGCAGGACAAUAUCGAGACGGAAGCCAGGAUGGUUAUACCUGUGCCGCUGCCUUGUGGUGGUGUAAUUGUCGUUGGUCAGGAAACAAUAUUGUACAAUGGAGAAGACAAUGUUUACUUAACAAUUUCGCCAAACACGAUGAAUAGAUCUCUCUUCACAAGCUACGCCCCAGUUGAUUCAAAUGGGCAGAGAUUCUUGUUGGCUGAUGAUCACGGUAUACUUUACAUGCUUGUUUUGGACAUGGAUACUAAGAGUCCCAGUCCCAGUGUGAAAGAUUUGAAGAUCGAAUCACUUGGAGAAACGACGAUUGCGGAGUGUUUGGUCUACCUGGAUAAUGGGGUUUUGUUCGUCGGUUCACGCUUUGGUGAUUCUCAGCUAGUUCGUCUCACUUCACAGCCGAAUCCCGAGAAUAAUUCUUUUGUUCAGGAGGGAUCUCUCCGUAUCAUACGGAAUGGCAUCGGUAUUGAUGAAGCUGCAUCUGUAGAUAUUCCAGGCGUCAAGGGUAUAUUUGCGCUGAAGAUUGAUUCCAAACUUGACAAUUACCUAAUUAUCUCGCUAAGUUCGGAAACUCACAUACUGGCAAUGAAUGGGGAAGAACUGGAGGAUACUCAACUACUUGAUUUGGAAACGGACGAGCACACUUUGUGGGCUGGAAUGCUCGGGUUAUCCCAAAUUGUCUUACAGGUAACAUCAACCACUGUGUUAUUAGCUAAAGAAGGAGCUAAAAAGGUUACUUGGAAACCAUCGCAUAACGCGCUGAUAAACUUGGUAUCUGUAAAUCAAGGAAGCGGACAGCUAGUGGUCGCUUGCGGAACACGCGUUUACUAUCUUCAAUGUGGUGAUAUGACGAUCAGUGAAGUUGCAAAUGCGACACUUCAGGAUGAAGUGGCAUGCAUAGAUAUUGGCACUAUAGGUAUGUUUGAGCAGUUGCUCUGCUCUCCCGUGAAGGACUCUAUUACAUUCGCAGCUUCAGAGGAAUCACUUGAUUCUACGAUCAUCGCAGUAGGAUUCUGGAAGCAUCAUCGAAUUGCGUUGUAUUCACUUCCGCAGUUGGUUGAGGUAACCUGUGAGAAUAUGCCUGGCGAUAUGCUGCCGCGCUCGAUAAUGAUGACCAAGCUUGAGAAUACGAUCUACUUGAUGGUGGCUUUAGGAGAUGGAACACUGUACUACUACCGUGUUGAUCGCGAAAAUGGCGCAUUGUUGGAAAUGAAGAAAGCUACGGUUGGAACUCAGCCACCUAGCUUAAAUCGUUUUUAUACUCGUGGCCAAAUGCACGUAUUCGUAUGUAGCGAUCGCCCUGCCGUGAUUUUCUCAUCCAACGGGAAACUGGUCUUUUCUAACGUGAAUCUGCGUAUAGUUACGCACGUCUGUGCCCUGAACUCGUCGUCCUACAGAAAUAGCCUUGUAUAUGUCGAUCGGAGAGACGACUUGUUAUUGGACCGUGGUAUGAAAAUCCAGAACACGGCACAUUCGCAACAGAUUCUGAUCGAUAUUCUGUAUCGAAGAUGGCUACAGCAAAAUCUGCGAGUAAAACUAGUGCUGGUAUGUCAACGACCGUCGAUUUCUAUUGAUGCAACUGAUGGUGAUGUACAUUCCAUUGUUACGCUUGACGAUAAUACUUUCGAAUACCUACACUGUCAUGAACUGGGAGCAUGUGAACAAGCUUUAAGUGUGAUUUCGACUAAACUUGGUGACGACCCAACGACGUACUACGUUGUCGGCACAGCUCUUGUCUACAGUGAUGAGACGGAGUCGAAAAAUGGACGCCUCCUUGUAUUCGAAUCCGGGAAAGGUUCAGAGCGGACACAUUUGCGAUUGGUGCAUGAGAAAGAAAUACGUGGUGCGCCAUUUGAUAUGGAUGUGCUCAACGGCAAACUUAUCGUGGCGAUCAAUAGCUCUGUCCGACUGUUUGAGUGGACUGCAGAGAAGGAGCUGCGUUUGGAGUGCUCUCAUUUCAACUACAUCACAGCUCUGUUCAUUAAAGUGAAGGGCGAUCAAGUUCUGGUGGGAGAUCUUAUGCGCUCAAUGACCAUAUUGAAUUACAAGGCAGUGGAAAGCACAUUCGAAGAAGUAGCCAAAGAUUAUCGUGGAAUGUGGAUGUCAGCAGUAGAAUUCAUCGAUGCUGAAACGGCACUUGGAGCUGAAGCAGGGCAUAACCUGUUCACCUGCGAAAUAGAUAGGGGAGCAGAUAAUGCAGAUGAAAAGCGCAGGCUAGCGGAAGCCGGCAUGUUCUACCUUGGAGAAAUGGUGAAUGUUUUCCAACGAGGAUCGCUUGUUUCAAGUCACGUGGACAAUCCACUACCGAUAGAGAAGCCUAUUCUUUAUGGAACUGUUGAUGGCACCAUAGGACUUAUUGUGCAAUUGCCAGAGAAAUAUUUCAGGUUUUUCUCCGACGUUGAAAAAGGUGUAGCUAAAGAGACUGACAACUGUAUGCGAAUUGAACACGCAGUAUACCGUCAAUUUACCAGUGAAAAACUUGUAGAUAAGGCAGUAGGCUUCAUUGAUGGAGAUUUAGUGGAAUCAUUACUGGAUAUGCCGCGGGAGACAGCUGCUGCAGCAUUGGCCGGUAUCCAGCGACCAGAUGGUGCGGUAGAGGGUUCAUCAUCGCCGGAGGAGCUGAUCAAGUUCAUCGAGGACAUUUCUCGAAUUCAUUAG